AUGGCGGUACCAAAUUUUAAAUCCGCCGAGGAUUCUAAUUUUCGAAUUGCAGAGACCGCUGAUGAGGAAAAUGCCCCAAAGGACGAUGGCAUUCUUUACGCUGAAAUUCUCUCCGCGGAGUUGGAAAAUAUGAGUUUGUCCAGAGUCAUUUCUUCGGAAGAUGACUUUUUCGGUGGCGACAACAAUAACGAGGAAAAUGAGGAAGGGAUGAAGGAGGAGAAGAUGAAGUGGAUCUUGCGUCGACUUGCCGUUAAUACCGACGAGAAUCAACAGCGGAUGGAAAAUAUUUGGAAGUAUAGAGAUGUUGCGCUUUGGGAACAGUUUCCGACAAGCAGUGGAACGCAGCACUCGAUGAUCGAAAAUGGGAAAAUAAAUGGUGGUCGAAUUCAAAAAGCGGAUCCUCGCCUUGAGCCAAUUCCUCAGAUGAUCUUUACUGAACAGGAGAAAGACUAUUAUUACAACUUCCGAAAAAUAGUUCAUAAUAGGCCUUCCUUUGAUGAUUGUUUUGGCUAA
Oikopleura dioica is the source of this 513-nucleotide messenger RNA. Lineage: Eukaryota; Metazoa; Chordata; Appendicularia; Copelata; Oikopleuridae. The record is from the annotation of a GenBank genome assembly.